This is a messenger RNA of Ichthyophthirius multifiliis, 1566 nucleotides long. Its product is annotated as leishmanolysin family protein, putative. The record is from RefSeq and is a predicted model, not a curated record. Gene Ontology annotation, biological process: cell adhesion; proteolysis. Gene Ontology annotation, cellular component: cytoplasm; membrane. Gene Ontology annotation, molecular function: metalloendopeptidase activity. Lineage: Eukaryota; Ciliophora; Oligohymenophorea; Hymenostomatida. The transcript has a single exon.
AUGAAUAAAUAUAUAAUACUAUUAUUUUUUAUAAAAUAUAUUUUCGGUUUAAAAGCACUUGAACACUAAUGUAUCCAUGAUGAAAUGUAUUAAAGCUACUAAUAAGAAUCAUUCCCCUCUGAUGAUUAAAUUUCAGAUAGCCGUAAUUUACAAAAUAAAAAAGCCCGUAAUAUGGUUAUAACUUACGAUAUGUCUUAUUUCUAAAGAUUAGCUUAAAAUUAAUAAAAUAAAUAGUUAAUCGAUAUUUGUGAGAAAGCUAUAAAAUUAGCAAAUAGUUAUUUUUCUCAAUUAAUAAAAAUAAUCCCAAAAUCUGAAUUGGAUAUGAGAUAUAAACCUACUAGUUUUACAAAAUGUGGAGAAUUCGAAAUUCCUUAAAAAGACAAAGUUAAGGGAAAAGAAUCUGAUUUACAUAUAUAUGUAUAAUAUAAAAAUGAACCAUAAUAAUCGUAUAUGGCCUAUGCUAAUAGGUGUUAAUUUAUUGAACGUCUAGGACCUACACAUGGUUAAGUUACUUUCAAUUUUAGCAAAUUAGAAACUAAAGAUUUGAAUGAUCCAAUUUAAUUUAAAGAUUUAAUGUAAAUUGUUAUCCAUGAAAUGACUCAUAUUUUGGGCUUUAGUUAUGCAGAUAUACCAAAAUGGGUAAAUUCUGAAAAAAAUCAUCAUACUGAACCGACUAUUUAAUAAAAAUUAAGGGGAAUUGAUACUUUAUUUCUCAAAACUCCUCACGUUUUAUAGUUUGCUCGAAGAUAUUUUAAUUGUCCUACCUUAGUUGGUAUGCCUCUUGAAAAUUUAGGAGAAAAUUCUUCUAAAAAUUCUCAUUGGAAAACCACAGUCAUCGAAAACGAAUACAUGAAUGCAUCUGUAUCAACUACUUAGGCAUAUUUUAGUGGUUUUACAGCCAAUCUUUUAAGAGACACAGGUUUCUAUGCGGAAAUAAAAGAAUCUAUGGAGGAAUAAAUAUACUACGGGAAAGGAGCAGGCUGUCAACACGUCACUGGUUAAUGUGAUUCAAAUAAAAGAGAAUAUUGUAAUCCUAAAACUGACGAUGGAUUAUGUGAUUAUUAUCAUCUUGCAUCUUCAGAAUGUAAACUUGGCUAAUUUAAUGAACCUAAUUGCAAUACUUUUUAAAUCUUCCAUAAUGCAAAAUGCUGGGAUGUUAACAGUAAUUUGAAUAAAUAAGGAGCUCAGAAUGUGAUUGGAGUCAAAUUUGGGAAUGAUUCGAGAUGUUUUAAUUCUUCUCUACGUAUUAACGAGUAUAAAUCAUAAAAAGCUACAACAUAAAUAUCAGGAGAAUGCUAUAAAUAUGAAUGUAAUUCUAAUGGAACAUAAGUGAGUAUUUACGUAGGAAAAACCAAAGUUAAAGUUGUUUGUACUAAAAAUUUAGAAAAAAUGACAGUUAAAGGAUAUUAAGGAACUAUUGUAUGUCCUGAAAAUAUAAACUAUUUUUGUGGGUUUAAAAAAUUUUGUCCGAAUUUCUGUAGUGCAAACGGAUUUUGUCUAAAUAAUAAGUGUAAUUGUGCUAAUAAAUACAUUGGAAAUGAUUGUAGUUUUAAAAUUCCUAUUUGA